AUGCCUGGCCUCCCUGCCAGCGUAGACCUCGACGAAUGCAUCGCUCGCCUGUACCGCAAGGAGCUCCUCGCUGACUCCGUAAUCGAAGCAAUAUGCGCCAAGGCGAAAGAGUUGUUGAUGAAGGAGAGCAAUGUCGUGCACAUACAGGCGCCGGUCACGGUCGUCGGAGACAUUCAUGGACAGUUCUUUGACAUGAUUGAGAUCUUCAAGAUCGGUGGAUACUGCCCGGACACCAACUACCUCUUUCUAGGCGAUUAUGUCGACAGAGGACUGUUCAGCAUAGAGACCAUCUCGCUCCUGGUCUGCUUAAAGCUCCGAUAUCCGCAGCGCGUGCAUCUGAUCCGCGGCAACCACGAAAGCAGAGGCGUCACGCAGUCGUAUGGCUUCUACACCGAGUGCAGCCGAAAGUACGGCAACCCGGCAGUAUGGCACUACUUCACAGACAUGUUCGAUUACCUGAGCUUAUCUUGUGUCAUCGACGACAAGAUAUUCUGCGUACAUGGCGGUCUCAGUCCCAGCAUACACAGCAUAGACCAGAUCAAAAUCAUCGACCGCUUCCGUGAAAUCCCACAUGAAGGACCCAUGGCCGAUCUCGUUUGGUCAGAUCCGGAUAGCGAACGAGAUGAAUUCAGUCUGUCGCCGCGCGGAGCAGGAUACACGUUUGGCGCACAGGUGGUCAAGAAAUUUUUGGAGGUCAACAGCAUGACGCACAUUCUCAGAGCACAUCAGCUCUGUAACGAAGGAUAUAUGGUCAUGUUUGAUGAUCGAUUGUCAACCGUUUGGAGCGCACCCAACUAUUGUUAUCGAUGUGGCAACUUGGCCAGCGUUCUUGAGGUCGGACCCGGCGGCGAACGGAAAUGGAAUGUCUUCGACGCCGCACCAGAAAACGAGGCGCAUAGACUGGAACAGCAGCAGCAGCAACAGCAUGCUGGGAAUGAUCCAGUUCGAGACUACUUCCUCUAG
Pseudocercospora fijiensis CIRAD86 is the source of this 963-nucleotide messenger RNA. RefSeq lists its product as uncharacterized. Gene Ontology annotation, molecular function: protein serine/threonine phosphatase activity. Bases 1 to 963 code for a protein of 320 amino acids. NCBI's taxonomy places the organism in Eukaryota, Fungi, Ascomycota, Dothideomycetes, Mycosphaerellales, Mycosphaerellaceae. Gene Ontology annotation, cellular component: FAR/SIP/STRIPAK complex. Gene Ontology annotation, biological process: peptidyl-serine dephosphorylation. The record is from RefSeq and is a predicted model, not a curated record. The transcript has 3 exons.